AAANAUGGGUUAUCCUAAUAUUUUAAAAAAUCAAUUAACUUGUAAACAAGGCGCUGUUCGCACAAUCCGCUUUAAUUUUGAUGGAAACUAUUGCAUGACUGGUGGAUCUGAUAAAUCAAUAAAACUAUGGAAUCCUUUUAAAUCAUCGCUCUUGAAGACUUAUAUGGGACACGGAUAUGAAGUGUUAGACGUUCAGUCUUCAGCUGAUAGUUCACAUAUAGCAUCUGGUGGAAUGGACAAAAGCAUUUUUUAUUGGGACGUUAGUACCGCCCAAAUAGUGAGAAAGUUUCGAGGUCAUGCUGAUGAAAAAAACUCCAGGGGCCUAGCUACUAGGGUGUUGUAAGGGUCGUCUUGUCCUGUUAAU
This is a messenger RNA of Parasteatoda tepidariorum (common house spider), 364 nucleotides long. RefSeq names its product WD repeat domain-containing protein 83. Gene Ontology annotation, molecular function: protein binding. Gene Ontology annotation, cellular component: catalytic step 2 spliceosome. Gene Ontology annotation, biological process: mRNA splicing, via spliceosome. NCBI's taxonomy places the organism in Eukaryota, Metazoa, Arthropoda, Arachnida, Araneae, Theridiidae. The record is from RefSeq and is a predicted model, not a curated record.